ACGUGUGUGUGUGUGUGAGAGAGAGAGAGAGAGAGAGAGAGUGUGUGUUUGCAGUUUGUUCAUUUCUUUUCACACUGCAAACGAACCGCCUUUUCUAUCGGAUAUAUUUCUUCACUUUUACCUCGACGUUUAACCUUGUUUCGGAGGGGAGUUUUUCGGUGGGGAAAAGGUCGAAGAGGAGGUUUAAGAACAGAAAAACAAGACUCAGAAGAAGAAGAAGAAGAAGGAGGAGGAACACACAAACCUGGAGGAGGAAAAGGGCGUUCAUACUUCGAAGUAACCAUGGAAGUUCCUGGUAUGCAGAGUACUCAGAUUGAUCCGGAGGAGUUGUUCACCAAAUUGGAUCGCAUUGGAAAAGGAUCUUUUGGGGAGGUGUUUAAAGGCAUCGAUAAUCGUACCCAGAGCGUCGUGGCCAUCAAGACCAUCGACCUCGAGGAGGCCGAGGACGAGAUCGAGGACAUCCAGCAGGAGAUCACAGUCCUCAGUCAGUGCGACAGUCCGUACAUCACCAAGUACUACGGCUCCUAUCUGAAGGGCAGCAAGCUAUGGAUCAUCAUGGAGUAUCUUGGCGGAGGUUCGGCGCUCGACUUGCUGCGGGCGGGUCCGUUUGACGAAGCUCAGAUCGCCACCAUGCUGAAGGAGAUCCUGAAGGGGCUCGACUACCUGCACUCGGAGAAGAAGAUCCACAGGGACAUCAAAGCUGCCAACGUCCUGCUGUCAGAACACGGUCAGGUGAAGCUGGCUGACUUCGGUGUGGCCGGUCAGCUCACAGACACGCAGAUCAAGAGGGAAACCUUUGUGGGAACGCCGUUCUGGAUGGCUCCUGAGGUUAUCCAGCAGUCUGCCUACGACUCCAAGGCUGAUAUUUGGUCGCUGGGCAUCACGGCCAUCGAGCUCGCCAAGGGCGAACCUCCCAACUCGGACAUGCACCCGAUGCGAGUGCUCUUCCACAUCCCCAAGUCUCCUCCGCCAACGCUGGCCGGCGACUUCUCCAAGAGCUUCAAAGAGUUCACCGAGGCCUGCCUCAACAAGGACCCUGCCUUUCGUCCAACAGCCAAGGAGCUCCUCAAACACAAGUUCAUCGUCAAACACUGUAAGAAGACGUCCUACCUCAGCGAGCUGAUCGACAGGUACAGGAGGUGGAGGGAGGAGGGGCACAGCGACAGCAGCUCUGAAGACUCCGACAGUGAGUCCAGUAAUAAAGAGAACAGCGAGUCUCCUGAAUGGUCCUUUACCACCGUCAGGAAGAAGAAGACGGAGGGCAGGAAGGUCCUGAAUGGAACGGGUCAGGAUCAGCUGAGUAAAUCUGCCAGUUUGACCACAGUCAUCUCCCCCAUCUUCACAGAGCUGAAGCAGCAGCACAAGGAGCACUCUGAGCAGCGAUUGGCCAUCGAGGAGCUGGAACGCAACAUCCGAUUGGCUGAAGAUGUCUGUCCAGGCAUCACAGACAGGAUGGUCACACACAUCAUUGCCAGGUUUACGACCAAGUGAAGGUCGGAUGGACGGAAAGCGGACGGACGUUAUGUGAGGAGAGAGAGAGACUGUGUCUCCGUAUGGCGACGCUGGUGGAGGAUGGGAAACGGAGGAGAUUUGCUGUGCGACGUCUCCUCGCUGUACACACACACACAAACCACACACACACACACACACACGCACACACUACCAAUGUAAUAUAUACACUAUAUAAUAUUCAUUCACUGCUGCUGGUCGAAGGCCUUUUCCCCCCGCGUUGGACUCAAAGACUUCAAAGUUUGAGUUGUCAUUCAGUUUUACUUUUCAGGUCCAUGAACGUCUCCUUCAGUCCUCCUUAAGUUUUGAACGAUUAAGCAGGACUCGGUUCAAAGCGAAGUCAUGCCUAAACUUCCCACGUUACCAUCAUGUGCCUUAAGUGUUUAUGCUAUCAGUCGUUUGUUAAAAGCGGACGUCCCUUCUGUCAGAACAGGAAGUGGAAAAGAGCCGUCGUCCAUCAGCAGUCGUACGCUUUGUGUCAUGACGUAGGUGUCUGUAUGUUUGUUCAGUAGCACUUGAGACAGAUUAUAUGCCAAUAUUACAGUUUUUGUUGUCUUCAGUAAUGCUUUACGUUACAGUUCCCUGAUCCCAGAAGAGUUCAAAUGACGAGAACGUUUCCAGGGUUAAAUCUUGUCAUUUUAGCCCCCGUUAGCAUCAAAACGAUCAGUCUGAAUAUGUGGUGCAAAUGGAGAAAUCUGUGUUUUUGGUUUCUGAGUUGACUGUUUUGUUCUGGGAUGUGUGUGUGUGUGUGUGUGUGUGUGUGUUUAGAAUAAAAAUUUCAGUGACGUAAAAAAGUACAUUUGAAAGUUUUCUGCGAUCAACUGCACGAAGUUGUUGCGGUCGCUCAGGAAAGGACGGCGUCCUCGCUCAGUAUGCAUCAAGUCUGGGAAAACGCUGAGGACCGUUUGAGUGACGUCGUUUUUAAUGCCCAACACGAUACAGCAGCACACGAGUGCAAAGGGAGCUUUAAUCAAAGGUAUUACUGAUGGUUUGAACCAAAGACACUAUAAAAGUUGGUUAUUGUAUAUUUUUUUGCCUUUUUAUAUAUCACAAGGGAUACGACGAUGCUUGUUGAGGGGGGGAUGUCAAAUGAAAGAUGUAAGAUUUUACUGAAAUGUACUCUUUUUUUUUUGUAGCGGGACUUAGAGUUUUAUGAAUAAAUAUUUAAGUUUGAUUGAGAAUCAA
Messenger RNA from Scatophagus argus, 2694 nucleotides. RefSeq names its product serine/threonine protein kinase 26 (gene stk26). The record is from RefSeq and is a predicted model, not a curated record. The transcript has 12 exons. Bases 283 to 1491 code for a protein of 402 amino acids. Gene Ontology annotation, biological process: protein phosphorylation. Gene Ontology annotation, molecular function: ATP binding; protein kinase activity. NCBI's taxonomy places the organism in Eukaryota, Metazoa, Chordata, Actinopteri, Scatophagidae.